Molecule: messenger RNA, 2973 nt
Organism: Hydra vulgaris (swiftwater hydra)
Lineage: Eukaryota; Metazoa; Cnidaria; Hydrozoa; Anthoathecata; Hydridae
Biological process (GO): calcium ion import across plasma membrane
Cellular component (GO): plasma membrane
Molecular function (GO): calcium channel activity; protein binding
Source: RefSeq, a predicted model, not a curated record
AUGUUGACGAAGCACUGUUGUGGUAAAAAAAAAAUACAAACUUUAUGAAUUCAUGAAAUGUUGAUUAAGCAACAAUUUUAAACCAAUUACAUAAUUUGGAAAGAGUUCUUAUGUGUAGUAAUGCGUGACAACAUAUUAUAAAAUUUUAAUAAAAAAUAACAACAGUAUAAGUAUUGUUAAAGUCAAAUGUUUUACAGCAAUUUAACAAAAAAUUAUGAAAUGAAUUAAUUAUGAAUUCUGAAAAUAUUUUCUAUAAACGAGUAGUGAGCAAUGCCCUUUUAUAUCGAAAUGGACCUUCACCAAUACUUGACGAGGAGCUGUUGAGUUCCUCAAAAAUAAAAUACAAUAACGCACCUUUAGGGGUAAGUGAAUACUUUGCAUCAGAAGAGAAUGAAGCUCAAACAAAAAAUGCUGGAAGUGAAGUUCUUAUCAUAUAUUUUGCAAAGCUCGGUCGUUCAUAUGAAAAUAUACCCGUUGAUUUAAACUACGUUGAAACACUUAUUGAAUCCGGUGCAGACGUAAAUUUUACUGAUAACUUUGGCCAAACAGUGAUCCACGAGGCAGCCUUGAGAUGGCCUAUUGAAGUUGCUCAGUUUUUAUUUAAUCACAGUGCAAACUUGAAUAAAGCAGAUAAGUAUGGUAGAACGCCUCUCCAUGUUGCAGCUUCUGUUGAUUAUCCAGAAAUGGUUAAAUGGUUGAUUGAUAAUGGAGCUGAUGUUCGUGCAAUAACGUUGAAUGAAAAUCAAACUCCGUUACAUUAUGCUUCAAAAUGCAGUUCUGUUAAUUCUCUUGUUACUUUAUUGGAAAUGGGUGCAGGCUUAAAUGAUACAGAUUUUAAGGAAAGAACGCCUUUACAAAUUGCUGCAGAAACAGGGCGUGAGGAGUCUUGUCGACUUCUUUUGCAGUAUGGAGCACCAGCAGGUGUUUAUGAUGAUACUGGAAUGUCAUGUCUUACACAUUUGAUUGAAAAACUACCUGACGUAGCUGCUGAGGCUUUGGAUCAAUUUCAAAAAAUUAAUAAAGGAACCAGAACAACAUUUUUUUACUUAGGUUACUUGGAGAAGAAAAAAUGGAAAAUGAAUAGAAAGUUAUUAAAAAAAAGUCAUCGAAUGGUAUUUGUAAGAGAGCCUUUAGAGGUUAUAGUAAAAUUUAAAGAUUCGACAUUAAUUAUGCAUCCAGUUAUUCAAAGGUUAAUCCAAAAAAAAACUCAGUUAUUUGGUCGACGUUAUUUUAUUUUUAUGUUUUUAAUAAAUCUUCUGUUUACUGUACUUUGGACAGCGCUUACUGUUACUCUUCCUUAUUACAACUUUGCAAAUUCACCUUUAACUGAUUCAAAUCAAAGUGCAACUACAAAUCCAAAUACAAAAAUGACUAAUUUAGUAAUCACCAAUUCAACUUCUGAGAGUGUGACUACAAACUUUAUUGGCUCAACUAGCAUAACAUCAACCGAUUUUAUUGGCUCAAGCUCAGACAGUAUAACUUCAAUGAACUAUGUUUUAACCAAUACAAGUUCUGCCAAUAUUAUUAUUUUAUCUAGCACAACUUCAACCGAUUCUAAUAGUUUUACCAGCACAACUUCAACCAAUUUAACCAAUUCAUCCGAAUCAAUUGGUGCAAGCAUAUUUCGAGUGGAGUUCUAUACCCCGUAUAAUAAAAAUAGCUGGAGAUUUGUUUUAGAGAUUUUAGGUUUGCUACUAGCUGUAUACUUUUUCAUUCAGACAAGAAUUCAAUUUAUGAUUGUCAAAAGAAAUUUCAAAGAUUUCAAAGUUUCUCGUUUACAAGAGCUAAGACGUGAUUUAAACUUUUGUCAUCCUCGCUGGCCACAAGAACAAAAAGUCAUAAACGAGGAAGAAGUCAAUAUCAAAUCAGAAACAAUGGGUUCAUUCUAUGAUGUAUGGUUUAUGCUUGAUGUGCUUUGUUAUGUUGGACUUGUAUUUUUGAGCAUAACACGAAUCAUGUUGAUUAGCCUUAAAGAAGUGGACAAUAAAUACUUAAUUACGCUAAAAGCUCAUUAUUAUGCAUUUCCUGUUAUACUAUUUAUAAUAUGGCUAAGAUUUAUGUCUGCUUUUCGUCCUUUUAUAACACUUGGUCCAUUUAUCGCCAUGUUUGGUUGUAUUGCUGAAGAAACGGUAAAAUUUGCAUUUUUAUUUUUGGAAUUUUUAAUUCCAUAUGCAUGCACAAUAUGGAUUAUAUUUGGAGGACCUCAUGAGGUAUUUCAGGGUUCACAAUAUCCUUACACUUACUUUGACGAUGUAAUGUUUGAACUACUACGUAUGACUGUUACAGAUAACUUUGACUAUACACCACUUUAUACGUACAAUGCACCAACAUCAGCUGAUUCAGGAACAGUAGGCUCAACAGAAAAAAUAGUUGCUCAAAUAAUAACUGGUACGUUUUUUGCAUUAAUGUCGAUAACAUUGAUGAAUCUUUAUAUUGGGUUGCUUUCAAAUACCUUUUCAAGAGUGUUUUCAAAUGCAACAGCGACGGCGUACAUGUUACAGGCAGAAGCAUUAGUUAUUGCUGAAAAAAAAAUGAGAAAAAAAGAUAGGAAUACCGUUCAAAAGACUAUUGCAAAAAAGUGUUCUCCUGAAGUCGUGUAUGAGCAAGUAGACGAGGAAGACGCUAAUCAGGUAUUAGCAAUGCUUGAGAAAAUAGGAAGGCAAUUGGAUUUUAUUCAAAAAUUCCAAGUAGAUUUAAAAAUGAAAACAGACUAUUUAGUUGAUGAGGGAGCCUUGGUGUUAACUGAGCACAAAAAAUUAUUGAAAGAUUUGAGUUCCAGCCUUCAGUCAAUGAGUAAAUAAAGAUGUUGUAAACAAAGAUACAAAAAAAAAGUUAAAAUAAAUCGUUUAAUGAACAAAAUCGAAAAAGGAAAACAGGAAAAAAAUUUAAAAUAAGUUAAAAAUUUAAUGUUGUAACUUAAUAAUCGAAUUUUAAUCACCAUAAGACAAACAACAAUGUUUAGUUGAUUAGGCA